Molecule: messenger RNA, 1278 nt
Organism: Ceutorhynchus assimilis (cabbage seed weevil)
Lineage: Eukaryota; Metazoa; Arthropoda; Insecta; Coleoptera; Curculionidae
Source: the annotation of a GenBank genome assembly
GAGAUACUCUGCAAAAAUUGUCGCGGAUACAAUAAAAAAUUAAGAGGUUAUGUAUAGUUUAUGUUUAUAAGUUGAAUUUGGAAAUGGAUUUGGAAAGCGAAGCCCUAUCAGACUUGUGCGGGCUGCCAACGGAACCCCCAGAAAUGCGCCUCACCUGCGACAAAUGCCAACGUCCCAAGAUUGUUUGUUAUUGCGGCUCGAUUCCCAAUCCGCCCCUGAGCCCCAAAAGCCGAAUAAUCCUCCUGCAACACCCCGCCGAAGAGAAAAGGUGCCUUAGAACAGCCCCCAUGCUUCAGUUGGGGCUCGCUGAAGGAAAGUGCCUUGUUUAUAAAGGAAAACGAUUUCCUGGCCUUCACGACGAUCUAAUUAAUGUUUUAGAAGCUUCUAAUACCUUACUGCUUUUUCCUAGUCCGCAGGCUGUUGAUAUAAGCCAUAUAACACCUAACAAGAAUUAUAAUAUUGUUAUAAUUGAUGGGACUUGGCCUCAAGCUAAAGCCAUUUACACUAGCAGCCCAAUUUUGCACAAGAUAAAACAAAUUAAACUAUUAAAUACUUGUACAAGUAAUUAUAUUAUAAGGACCCAGCCUGCAGAUGGAUGUUUAAGUACUUUGGAAACUGGGGCCCAAUGUUUAGCACUUCUAGAAGAAAACCAGUCAUUUAAUGAGAAAUUAUUGGAACCAUUAAAAAUGAUGUGCCAAUUUCAGUUGGAAAAUGGUGCAGUAUCCCACCAAAGCAAAGAAUUUUUAAUUAAAAAUAAUUCUUAUCCAAAAUUAAUAGGAAAAAGAUUAAAUAAGGUACUGAAAAAUGCAGAAAGAUUAAAAAAUUAAUGUAUUAAACAAUAUGUUGAAAUAUGCCUUGAGUUAUCAAUUCCUCACACUCGCUCCUUGGUAAAUAGUGCCUGCUAUCCUUCUUCAAUAAAAUAACAGUACCAUCAGACAAUUCGUAUUUACCAUAGUCCACCAAGCAUCUAACUUCAAUGUAGAGGGCUUUUGGUGGUCUCAAAUUGAGCCCCAAAUUCAAACCGUCUUCGCCAAUAGACAUCAUAUAGUUAGCCAAACUGCUUGAAUAUUUUGAGAACCAUUCUGUUUCCAAUGGGCUCAAAUUGGUUUUAAUUUCUGCUGGCAGGACGCUACCAAACUCCCAUCUCAUUGUACGUAAAGUUCUCAGGCGGUUAUAAUGGUAGGCUAGUAAACAGCGGACAUUUCUUUUGGUUGCUGCUACUCCUACACGUAACGUAGGGUACUGGACACUGUUGUGAUUUGCUAUACCACUUUCGUU